Sporisorium graminicola is the source of this 1689-nucleotide messenger RNA. RefSeq lists its product as uncharacterized. Gene Ontology annotation, cellular component: plasma membrane. The transcript has a single exon. Gene Ontology annotation, biological process: carbohydrate transport; transmembrane transport. NCBI's taxonomy places the organism in Eukaryota, Fungi, Basidiomycota, Ustilaginomycetes, Ustilaginales, Ustilaginaceae. The record is from RefSeq and is a predicted model, not a curated record. Bases 1 to 1689 code for a protein of 562 amino acids. Gene Ontology annotation, molecular function: carbohydrate:proton symporter activity.
AUGCACACUGCCGCUUCCAACUCGUCCAACGAGGAUAUGUUCAAAAAUGAAAAGAACGACCUCAAGGUCGUCCACGCCGGCGAGGUCGACAUCAACCAAGUCCAGGGCUACGAUGCUCCCAAACCUUCCAAGAUGACUCGCCGUGCCCAGGUGCUCGCCCUCGCCAUCUGCACCGGUGGAUUCCUCUUCGGCUAUGACAUCGGAGUCAUCAGCGGAUGCUUUAUCAUGAAGCCCUUCGUCCUCGCCAUGGGCGACCCUUCCAUGUGCGGUCCUGAAGGCUGUUCGCUUCCUGAAGCGCGCACCUCGCUCAUCAACUCGUCCCUCUCCAUCGGUACCUUUGUCGGCGCGCUUCUUCAGGCACCUGUCUCUGACUUUUUCGGUCGUAAACCCUCGAUGAUCACCUGGGCCACCGCUUUCACCGUCGGCGCCAUCAUCCAGACGGCGACCAUCAAUUCGUGGCACCAAUUCUGCGUCGGCCGUGCCUUUGCCGGUCUUGGUGUCGGUGCGCUUUCCGGUCUCUGCCCGCUCUACCUCGGUGAAACUGCCCCCAAGCAUGUCCGCGGUGCCAUGGUCACCUGCUACCAGCUUCUCAUCAUCUUUGGCAUCUUUAUUUCGUACGGCAUCUCCUGGGCGACGCAAAACUUCAAAACCUCGGACGCGGCAUGGAAGAUCCCGGUGGGCUUGCAGCUGCUUUGGGGUGUAGUCAUGCUUUCGCUCAUGCUGCUGCUGCCCGAGUCGCCACGAUACCUCCUCAAGAUCGGCCAGGUCGAGCGUGCUCGUGAGAUCAUGGCCAAGACGCGCGACAUCGAGUUGAAGGAGGUCCACGGCGCGCUGCGCGGCGACAAGUGGAUGGAGGCCGAGCUGCUCGAGAUGAAGCAGGGCAUUGACGAAGAGACCGCUGCCUUUGCUGGUCACAGCUACCUCGGCUCGUACCUCGUCUGCUUCUCGACAAAGAACCAGAUGUGGAAGCGAACCGUCAACGGCAUGAUGCUCCAGACCUUGCAACAGCUCAACGGACAGAACUUUUACUACUACUACCUGCCUCUUCUCAGCUCCACCCUUGCCCUGCCGCUCGAUCCGUUCCAGAUCCAGUUCAUCCUCGGCUCUGCCUCGCUGCUGGCUACCGUUCCGGCGCUCAUUGCGAUCGAGAGGUUCGGACGCAGAUCGCUGCUCCUUUACGGUGCGCUCUUCGAAGCCGCCUGCUCGUUUAUCGUGGCUCUUGUCGGCCACUACCGCACUGCACCCAAGAACACCCCUCCCGAACUCAUCACCCACUCGCAGCAUCAAGCCGGUAUUGUCUUCAUCACGUUUGCCAUCAUGCAUCUGCUUGCAUUCAGCAUGACUUGGGGACCGACUCCCUGGACGUUCUUGGCCGAGAACUUCAACGCCCCCACCCGAGCCAAAGCUAUUUCGCUAGGCAGCGCAAGUAACUGGGCCUUCAACUUCCUACUCAGCUUUUUCAGUAACAAGGUGGCGAAUCAUUACGGCCCUUUGAUUAUGGCCAUUUUCGGUAGCAUCCUGGUGUUCGCAUGGGCCUAUGUAUGGUUGAUGAUCCCCGAGGUCAAGGGCCUGGCGUUGGAGGACGUCGAACUGAUGUACUCCGAGCACAUCAAGCCCUGGAAGUCGGGCGCUUGGGUCAAGGAGCGUGGUCUCGACAAGUCGAUCGAGGAUCGUGCGGUCGAGGCUUGA